Molecule: messenger RNA, 3147 nt
Organism: Brassica napus (rape)
Lineage: Eukaryota; Viridiplantae; Streptophyta; Magnoliopsida; Brassicales; Brassicaceae
Exons: 2
Coding region: 117-500 (127 amino acids)
Source: RefSeq, a predicted model, not a curated record
UGUAUAAAUAAUAACUCACUCGUUACACAAUACCAAAACACAGACUCUAUUUACUCACAAUAUUACUUGACCCUUCAAGCUGGUUUCCAUUCAAGAGAAAAUACCAUAUCACAAAAAUGAUUAAUCUUCGCAUUCCUAUUCUCGUUUCUUUUAUGUUUUUCCUUGUUUUUAUUUCGUCGUCCCUUUUGUUUGCUACGCCUAUUUUUGCUGCUAGAGUAGGUCACUCUCUGGUACAAGAAGAGGCCACAAAGAUUCCACAAUAUAAUAGGCUUGAGGAGUCGGAGGAACCGGAGAUUCCAGAAGAUCCUGAGGUUCCUGAGGAGCCUGAGGAACCAGAGGAGCUACCAAAGGAGUCAGAAGAAGGGAGUUUUGAAUUCCCCUCGUGGAUCCCAAGCUUCCCUUUUCCCGGUACUAACGGCGGUUUACCAAAGACUGAAAAGACAAAACCUACAAGUGUUAUUUCCGAGGCAACUUCUAGUGGUUCGAACAAGAAGCCAUAGAUCAAUGGAUUGAGAACAUUAAAAGGGAAUCUAUAUACACUGCUAUUGCUUGAAUAAUGAUAAAUAAAAGUAAAUGGUGUAAUAAUAGGCUUGUUUGUGUUUUAUGAAACACGAGAUAGUACUUACGCAUUGUUGCAUUUUCAUGUCAUGUUUGGGUCACUGACGUCUCGAAAUUAAGUCUUUGUACUGAGUCUCUGGUGUAGCUUGUGUGCUUUUCUUGUGGUACAAAAUAUAUAUUUUACGAUUACGUUUUGUAAUUAGUAUCAACAUCAUUUUUUCUCUCACCAUGGUUUAUAUUUUUGACUUCUUUUGACAAAUUUUAUUUUACGUACACCAGAUGUUGAGAGCUUUGCCAAGUCUUCUUAUCUGACAGCUUACGUUGGCCCAAAAAAAGAAAACUGAAAGCUUCAAAUGGGCAAUUAUCAGUCCAACUUGGUGAAUAUGCCCAACUUUAGGAUAGAAUUAUGGCUCAUUAUCAGUCUUGAGUUAGGGAAUAGACCCAAUUUCAUAAGGCUACUCAUCUUAGCAAAGCUUAGUCUUCCUUGACAAUGUGAAGCUUAUAUUUAAACAUCAUAUUCAGCAGUCUUAUCUUAACAUGUUUUAAAUGAUUAUUUCUCAACAGAUAGCAUAAUUGUUUCCUAGAAAUUUAGAAAUUUUAAAGUAGUUUGAAAUCAUAUUGAAAAUAGUAAUCAUAUAGCUCCUCCACUGGUCUCAGUCGGUAACUACUAUCCUCAUAUCAAAUCAAACAAAACACAUGAACAAGGUAACAAGAAAUCAAUCUUCAGAAGAAAAACAUUCAAAAAGCAAGAAAGAAACAAAGGAUGGGAAAAAGUAGUCGUCAAGGCAAUUAAGCACUUAAUCCCCGUGCAUUUCUUUAAUCAUUCACUUGCUGCCCUUUUUGCCCUUUUUCUUUUUCUUUUCUUUGUUCCCUUUCUCAACCAAAUACGGGUAAUCCUAGUCAAAUUGUUAAAUUUCUUAUUAAAAUAUUACUAUUUACUAUAUAGUCUUAAACUAAAUGUAAAAAUUAAAAAACGAUUGGGCCAAAAUGGUGUUUUCUUAGCUAGCUAUAUACUCCUGAACUAGUAAACAAUCAAAAGUUCUAAUGUAAUUUGAUUUUUCUUAACCCCCAAGAAAAUGAAGUAUGUACGUGUUUAUCCUAUGAUCAUCGUAAAUGUUCCAAAACAUCCCACCCACGCACCUAAAGGAAAUAAUUUGAAACAAUAAUUAAAGAAACCACCCAGAAAAAGUUAAAACUUACUUCCACUAUUUGGCUCGUUAACUAUUAUAAACAAAAACAAAAGUGAAAGAGAAGACCAAGCAUACGGGCUUCACUUUAACUAACAACUAAGAAAUUAUUACGUUUGUUGUAGUGGUACUAAAUUAUACUCAUGUUUCAAAGUUUUUAAUUUUAGUUAUAAAAGUAUAUUUUUUGUGAUUAUCUAUUUUCAUAAUUCUAAACAAAUAAAAAUUCAAAACAUAAUAAUUUUUUCAAAGUUUACAAUUAAUUAUUAUUAAUUGAUAAAUUAAUAAAAAUGUAUUAAAAAUACCAAAAAUAUGCAUUUUUAUGAAAUAGAAAGAGUAUAAGUUAUAGGUUGAUAUAUUAUGGAUCGUGAGGGUUUGCCAUUAUCUACACCAUAAUUACUUCUAUACACGUUCGGCCCCCUCGUAGUCCCACUGCCUCCGUCUUACUAACACAACAACAAUUUUAAUACUAUUUACGACUAUCAAUCAAUUCACAGUUCUAUGUAUUUAAAUUAUAUUUCCCUACCUACUAUAUGUUUUAAAAUUAAGAUAAUAAAAACCACAAAGAAAAAACCAUCUUCGCAUUACACAAUUUUCGAUUUAAAAAAAAUGUAUGGAUCAUUUUUUUUUAUUUUGGGAUGAGAGAACUUAUGGAUCAUUCUAAAUCGAGAUAGUGUAAAAUUCCAAAUCCAUCAUUUUUGGUCAUGCUCUUCCAAUUGUUGUUUCGCGAAGAGGAUAUGAUAUACUUUUCCUAUCCAUAUGGUUAGAAACUAGAAAGUGGAUGAGAUAUGAAUUCGAACUAAAAACUAACGUAAAAAAAAGACACAUAAAAAGCUGAUAUAAAUCAUGAAAAAAGGAAAUAAAAAUCAAAUUUAGGCAUUCUGUUUUUAAUUCUAUUAUAUUUAUAAGUACUAUAAUUUCAUUUUAUUGACCAUUAUGUGAAAAGCGUAAAAUCGUCAAAACAAAGGGACUCUAUUAUAAAGUAACGCCUCUGCACUCCAGUCUUCUUCAUGCCCCCACACUUAUUUCCUCAGAAAAUAUUUUCGUUUUAAAAAAGAAUUUGCGUUCGCUCCCUCUGGGAUCUGGAAGAUAAAGGAUCUUUCACUUGCUUCCUCUCUAACUCAUCUCUUUGGAUUACAAAGCAGUUGGUGAUAAGAAUCUUUAAGAGCAUAGAAGGAGAAAACAACAGAAUGCAUUGGUUCACAAGUUUUGUUCGCAAAGUUGUCCCUUUGAAUCUCUAUUGCCGUGUCAUUCUGUAAAUUUCAUCUCUCUUACCUCCAAAUCUUCUCAUUCUUCUCCACUUUUUGUUCUGUUUAUAAUAAAUCUCUUUAAUAAUGGGAUCCCAACGUUUCUACGUCUUCCAUUGUGAACAAUAUAUGAUCAGCUAAACAGAUUUGCCUUUUUU